AUCACUCCAGCGCAAUGCGAGCUGAUGCUCUGAGUUUCUAUUAAAUGAACACACAUCUGACUGAACUCCCUUCAGUUUCUGUGCACUGGGAUCUGUUCAGGAUGACACCUCUCCUCUGCAACGCCUGCCUCAUCUUGCCUGUUGCUUUACAUCUGCUGCUUGUUCCCAGUCCAUGCUCUGCUGCAGCCACAAAGAAGUGCGGCUCCAUCUAUAAAGGGUUUGCCCAGUGUCUGCUUGCCCUAGGAGACAGUCUGUCUGUCAGCUCCCAAAAAGACGAGGAUACGCAGGAGAUCGAUUCUAUUUGCAAAUCCUGGGAUGAUUUUCAUGACUGUGCAAAUGUGGCCAUGGCCGGCUGCCCUGAGGAGGCUGCUGUGGUGUGGGAGUCUCUGAGACAAGAGUCCAAAAAGAUGCAGUUUUCUGGAAACCUGUAUGAGAUGUGCUCCAGUCGUAGCCAAUCAGCAGCUGCCUCGGAUUCCCAAAGCCCCGAUGAGACCAAUCAGGAGUCGUUAAAGGGAUGCGCUAGUCAUACAAGCCUGACCUUUCUGACCUUCUGUUUGUCUGUGCUACUACUGUUUCCAUGGAUAUAAUCGCAUCUCAAGACUCACCUCAGCGUACAAAUAUUCAGCACAUAGACAACAAUACUGACUGGUUUGGUCCUGACAUUUUCAUGUAGUAGAAUAAGAUUCAUUUUAUGCUUCGAAUCCAGCUUUUUAGAACAAAAAGAAUGUCAUGCAACUAACACGUGUUUUCAGGUCCCAAUGCUUGCUUUUAUUAUUUAUGUAUAUCUAAAAUCAUCUUCAGAUAGCAAACUACAUUUUAAGCACACAUCUCAAUCAUAGAAGGACCAAAAUGCGCUUCAUGGUCUCCAGGCCUGAUGAGGACGAAAUAAAGACAUUUCCAAACGUUCGAACCCCUUCAUCUAAGAGGAGAUGAAAUGAAGGUCUACUGCAAUACACUGUCACAUCGGCGAGCUAUGAGUAUCAAAGCAAUUUAAAGAGCCCUAAAAAAUGUUAUUAUUUCACUCUGUGGUGUAAUCUUCUUUUGUAGGACCCUGAGAGGAUUAAGCUGAAGGAUUACACCAAAUAAAAGUAAAUCUAAGUAACGUGGCUCACCUACAGGCUUGUCAGACGUUGUUGUGUGUAGUCUGAACGCCUCUGGGUGAUGGUUUAAAAACCUAGCUUAUUAAUGACGGGUUCAUUGAUUCAGUUUAACGAACAGCACAGCAUUACGCUUUAAGGUGUUUUUGUAAGUCUGUAGCAGUAUGGAACUGCUGUUCAUUUGAUUUUGGUUGUAGUACUGUGUAUAUAUUGUAUAGUCUUACAUUAUACAUUCCUCAUAGCUACUCUUUUUUUAUUUUUUCAAAUAUGUGUAUUUGUAAUGACACAAGAUGGAUUCGCUUCAAAAAAAUCAUGAUGGUGCAGUAAUGUAAAUAUGACCGAUAUGCUGUAAAGAAAAGCUUUAUGUAUAUCAUUUAGUGCAUAAUGAACAGAUGAGGCAAAUCAGUGGAGGUGAACGCAUUAACAUCAAUGUAUUCAUACAUGACUUUGUGUGUAAACUGCUCCGCUCAGCGGAUUCCUCAGUCAGUGUGUUUUAUGUUUAAUUUUUAGGCUUAAUUGGCAAUCAACCAUGUUUGCCAAUGCAGUGAACUUAUUAAGGAGGGCAAAAGCCAUUUAUUUAGUCAGAAAAAAAACAGGGGUGGGUUGCCGCUUAUGUCUCAAAUUUCGCUUUUGUGUGGUAGACUGGCUAUCAACACAUGCUUUUCCUUGAUUCCAGAUCCAAUUCCACUAUUGUCAUAACCAGUUAAUAAUGAAGUACAAUCUAAUGAAAUAAUAUAGUAAGGGCUAAUAUGUACAAAUUUAACUGUACAUCACUCCUUGCUACAUAGAGCUCAUUAAUACCUCCCUUAUUAAUAAUAUUGAAUAAUAUAUGGAGACAGUUAUAAUUUGUUUGACAGAUGCAUUUUAUGAAUCGCAUGUAAAACAAUUGUUUUCUUUUGAUAUUAUAUAUUGCUGAUCGCACACUCAUUUGAAGCUGUGCCCUGAUCUCUACAAAAAAAAAAAAAAAAGGUCUUCUAAAAAUUGUUCAAGGUGUCUAAAAGAAUAAUUUAAAUGCUUCUUGUUCUCUGUCUGUCUGCACAAUUAUUUGCUAUACAUACCUAUAUAUUCUAUACAUUAUAUAAAUAAAACUAUUGCUGUUACAUAAAUAAAAGGUGCUGGUCAACUAGUUGAAA
Molecule: messenger RNA, 2230 nt
Organism: Carassius gibelio (silver crucian carp)
Lineage: Eukaryota; Metazoa; Chordata; Actinopteri; Cypriniformes; Cyprinidae
Product: neuritin-like
Exons: 3
Coding region: 45-587 (180 amino acids)
Biological process (GO): nervous system development; neuron projection extension
Cellular component (GO): plasma membrane
Source: RefSeq, a predicted model, not a curated record